Molecule: messenger RNA, 6413 nt
Organism: Budorcas taxicolor (takin)
Lineage: Eukaryota; Metazoa; Chordata; Mammalia; Artiodactyla; Bovidae
Gene: TBC1D5
Product: TBC1 domain family member 5
Exons: 24
Coding region: 532-2850 (772 amino acids)
Biological process (GO): activation of GTPase activity
Molecular function (GO): GTPase activator activity
Source: RefSeq, a predicted model, not a curated record
CCCGCCCCCCCGGCCUGUUCCCUCUCUGGUCGGGCCAGGCGCGGCCAGUCCCGCGAGCUCCCGGCAGAGGCUGAGGGAGAGAGAGAGAGGGGAGGAGGACUCAGGGCGUAGGAGCCGGGGAGCCCUCCCGCGCCACAGAAAAUUUCCAGAGACUUGGUGAAGAUAGGAAGCUAUCAGAAAGACCAUAGCACUAUUGUACUUUCUUUCCUUUUCUGUUCCCUGUCCUGGUUCCCUUUGACACUUUUACGAUGGUCGUGAACCCAUUUCCUGACUUGUCAGAAGUCAGCAAGGAGGAGGUAUUUGCUGUUUAUCCUGAAGCUCAGCUGAGGCAGAGCUCAGCUGAUCUGUUUCUUGAUUGUUCACUUCCUGUUGGCCAGCCAAGACUCUGACUGGAGACUUCUGUGGUGCAGAGCCUGACCUCAUUUGUGGGCCGUAACAGGAGCAUGCAUUUGCCAGUGUCAGCUAGAUUUGUGGAUCAAUAAAGUUUUCCUUAAAGGUGGCCACUUUUGGUGACACUGUCCAGUUCUCACAAUGUAUCAUUCCUUGUCUGAAACUAGACAUCCUCUGCAGCCAGAAGAACAAGAAGUGGGCACUGACCCCUUGUCGAGUUACUCAGACAAGCCUGGAGGAGAUUCAAAUCAAAAUGGAAGAACAAGUUCUUUAGACUCUGAUGGGACUUUUAAUUCCUAUAGGAAAGAAUGGGAAGAACUAUUUGUAAACAACAAUUACUUGGCAACAAUAAGGCAGAAGGGGAUUAAUGGGCAGCUGAGAAGCAGCAGGUUCCGCAGCAUUUGCUGGAAGCUUUUUCUCUGUGUUCUUCCUCAAGAUAAAAGUCAGUGGAUAAGUAAAAUUCAAGAACUAAGAGCAUGGUAUAGCAGCGUUAAAGAAAUACACAUCACAAACCCUAGGAAGGCUGUUGGCCAGCAAGACUUGAUGAUCAAUAACCCGCUUUCCCAGGACGAAGGGAGUCUUUGGAACAAAUUCUUCCAGGAUAAAGAACUUCGGUCAAUGAUUGAACAGGAUGUCAAAAGAACGUUUCCUGAAAUGCAGUUUUUCCAACAAGAAAGUGUGAGAAAAAUUCUUACAGAUGUUCUUUUCUGUUAUGCUAGAGAAAAUGAGCAGUUGCUUUAUAAACAGGGAAUGCACGAGCUGCUGGCUCCUAUCGUCUUCACCCUCCACUGCGACCACCAGGCCUUUCUCCAUGCCAGUGAGUCUGCGCAGCCAAGUGAGGAAAUGAAGACUCUCCUGAACCCUGAAUAUCUGGAACAUGAUGCCUAUGCAAUGUUCUCACAGCUUAUGGAAACUGCUGAACCUUGGUUUUCUACUUUUGAGCAUGAUGGUCAAAAGGGGAAAGAAACCCUGAUGCCGCCUAUCCCCUUUGCUAGACCACAGGAUUUGGGGCCAACAAUUGCUAUUGUUACUAAAGUCAACCAGAUCCAGGAUCAGCUACUGAAGAAGCAUGAUAUUGAGCUUUACAUGCACCUGAACAGACUAGAAAUUGCGCCACAGAUUUAUGGGUUACGGUGGGUGCGGCUGCUGUUCGGCCGAGAGUUCCCGCUGCAGGACCUCCUGGUGGUCUGGGACGCCCUGUUCGCAGAUGGCCUCACCCUGACUUUGGUUGACUACGUCUUCGUGGCCAUGUUGCUCUACAUCCGAGAUGCUUUGAUCUCCAGCAGCUACCAGACCUGUCUCGGCCUUCUGAUGCAUUACCCACUCAUCGGGGACGUCCACGCGCUGAUUCUCAAGGCUCUGUUCCUUCGUGAGCCGAAGAGAAAUCCAAGACCAGUGACCUACCAGUUCCAUCCAAAUCUGGAUUAUUACAAAGCCCGAGGAGCAGACCUCGUAAAUAAAAGCCGGACCAAUGCCAAAGGCGCUCCCCUAAAUAUCAAUAAGGUCUCGAACAGCCUGAUUAACUUCGGAAGGAAGCUGAUUUCCCCCGCGGCAGCCCCGGGUGGUGCAGGAGGCCCCGUGGCAGUGGGCAGUGGCAGCACCCCCUCCCCGGCGGCGGCUCCCACCAGGACCUUGGCGGAGGCCCCCAGGCACGCUCUGCAGCAGCAGCAGCAGAGGCUGAUGAAAUCGGAAAGCAUGCCCGUGCAGCUGAACAGCGGACAAAGUUCUAAAACCAUCAGUUCCUCCCCGAGCAUUGAGAGUUUGCCUGGAGGGAGAGAGUUCACUGGCUCCCCACCUUCAUCUGCUGCUAAGAAGGAUUCCUUUUUCAGCAACAUCUCCCGAUCGCGCUCACACAGCAAAACUAUGGGCCGGAAAGAAUCUGAAGAAGAAUUAGAAGCCCAAAUUUCCUUCCUUCAGGGACAGUUGAAUGACCUGGAGGCCAUGUGCAAAUACUGUGCGAAGGCGAUGGACACUCAUCUUGUAAAUAUUCAAGAUGUGAUAUUACAGGAAAAUCUGGAAAAGGAGGAUCAGAUUCUGGUUUCCCUGGCCGGACUAAAGCAGAUCAAAGACAUCCUGAAGGGCUCCCUGCGUUUCAACCAGAGCCAGCUGGAGGCCGAGGACAACGAGCAGAUCAGCAUCGCAGACGACCACUACUGCUCCAGUGGUGCUGCCCAGCAGGCCCCGCCAGCAGCCCCGGGUCGCCGGGAGCGGCCGGGCGCGGACGACUUCGUCCUGGUCUCCAAGGAUGGCGAGGAGCGCGGCGCCGGGCCGAGCCCCGCGGGCCAGGCCCAGCCGCUGCGGCCACUCCGGGGCGCCGCCCGGCCGGUGCUCGUGUUCUCCGACCCGCUGACCGGCCCGGCCUCCGCCUCGUCCAGCAACCCCAGCUCCAGCCCUGACGACGACAGCAGCGGCCACAGCAAGGACUCGGGCUUCACCAUCGUGAGCCCGCUGGACCUCUGACGGCCGCCGGCCACCCUGCUGCCGCGGAGACGCCCCUGCGCGCACGCCGGCUGCCACCCUCGGGGCAGCGCCCACCUCUCCUCCGCACUCCCGGGCCUUCGGGGGAGGGGAGCGGGCCUCCAGCCUGCCCUGGGGCGCCGGCCGGGACCGCUGGGCGCGGCGCAGCAGGGCUCCAGCGUUCUCCAGCCUCAGACCCCACGGACCCGGCUGUCAGCGCCCCUCCUGGGACAGCCCAGACAGCCGUCGGAAACGAAGGCCGCGAGCACCUAGCUGGCCUUGCUGCACGACCCGAUGGCGCCGCCUGCAGCAGGGCCUCCAGGAGCAGGGCAGCUCCCGGGAGGCCCCGCUUUCCCCUGUUGCUUGGCUCAUCCCUUUGAAGAGAAGGUCAAAAGAGGGUUGACUUUUGCAGUGUGGAAGUCCGGACUGACCCUCAGCUGGGUCACUCCCCCGCCAGACUCUGUGAGUGCAGGCAGCCCGCGUCACCGCUUUUGUCCGCAGCCUCUGCAUCUGGGAAAGGAAGUGUCAGAUGGAAUGAUCUCGGGUUCUCAAUUUUGCUGAUGCUAAAAGCCUGUGUGAACAGCAAAAAUGACAUGUGCCUUGCUCUGUCAUUUAAGUCACAUACUAGCUAAUAUCUUCUGUUACUAUAAAUGUAGCAAUUUCUUAAUAUUUUGUCUUUUUUUUAUGAAUUCUGGAUUUUCAGUGAAUAUUGCUAUUUACCAGCCAGAUAAGUUCAGGGAUUGCUAACAGUAAUCUAAAUCACACAUUAUUUUAUUUCUCAGUCUACAAAUUACUUUUAAUUUUUUACUGUUUUCCACUCGUUUUGUUUUUCCAUGUAGAGUUCAUUUCAGAAUAAGAGCCUCGGUUACUGGCUGGCUGCUCACUCGUGUGAGCAGGAAACUGCACUAUUUUUAUUCAAGUAACAGGUUUACUUUUCUAACUGGAAUGAUACUGAGUGAAGACCAGUGGAGACGCACACCUUAAUUGAGCACACUAUCAGGCCAAUGAUAGGAGCCAGGCCGAGGACUUAUUUUGUCAAAGGACAUUUCAGGGUCUGGGCAGAAAUAAAUCCAGUAUAUCAGCCUGAGCAGGUGCCGUGAGCAAACAGUGAGGUGCCACAGUGCAGAUCCCACAUAGUUGACGAGUGGCUGAAAAGAAAAUGGACAGAUCAAAAGGCAGUUAUUGAGGAUUUAGAAACCUUCCACCCUUCCAAAAUUUGCGAGCAGUUUGGUUUGGGAGAAGCAGUCACUAGGCUGCAGUGUCUAGUAGCUUUUCCAGAAUAGUGUGGCGCUUCACUGAUCUGGAAAAUAAAGUCUGGUGUUAACGACUCAGCUGGCCGGAGGAACACGGCAGCUGCUGCAGCCGCUCCACGUGCCCCUGGGCCACGGUCCGCACGGGGUCCAGGCUCGCCCCGCAGGACCUGAGAGGCUGAGACGGGGGCGAGGGGUUGGUGGCCUCACAGAUAGUGGCCACUGUGUAAAGUCGGGGCCACUGUAUGUACCGAAAGCAAAAUGCCAAACCAGACACGCUUCUGACAAAGCUGUUUACCAAGUCGCUGGCCACUCUUAGUAGAAUUACCUUGAACUGGAAAAUUUUAAACUUUCAUUAAAUGCACGUACUGCUGUUGGAGAAAUACCAUCAAACGCCUUUUUAACGUGGCCACUGCUGCGUACAGUGAAGAGCUAUGUACAGCAUGUUGCUGCCACACCGGUGGCCUUUACACGGCCUGCGCGCCCAGCGGGGUCUCCAGCCAGGCGCGGCCGUCUCCCCGCGGUGCCCUUGAAGCCCGUGGCUCUGCACGUCCUGGCUCUCAGCAGGCAUGCUGCCAGAGCCACCCAGAACCCAGAGGCCCCAGCAAUCAUACAUAAGCAAGUAAGCCUUGUCUUAGGGGUUGGUUCCUCCCCGCUGCCCCCAGUAAAUACUGCUUAGACCACACAGUGCAUCUGCGUCUUAAGACGUUGUUUUCUGUUAGGAAAAUGUCUUCAGAGGGACUGGAGUGGCUAGUCUGUUGCUCACAGUGGAACUGAGUUAUGGCGCCUUUGCAUACAAACACAGCAUAUUUGGGCCCGGAAGAGAAUUUCUUGUUAAAGAGUUUAUUUGCCUCCAUAAGCAGGGCUGCUACAUACAUUCACAGUUUUAAUAGACUGCAAUUAGCUAUUCCAGUUGUGCUUUAAAAUCCCCAAAAUUAUUUCCAUUAUUGAGUGCAAAGCAAACGUCCCAUCCGGCGGACAGUCGGCCCUAGAGUUACAGACUCUGGUCCCCUCCAGAAAGGCCCUCAUGCUCCAGUCUCAUCGUUUGCCUUCUCGGGUAUGGCCUCGAGGCUCCGCCGCGGCUUCGGGGCGUCGGCGUUUUCCGUGCCUGGUUUGUUGAGCCCGCAGGAGACGGCCGCGUACUGGAUCUGCUUCAGGUUCUCCACGGUCUCGUUCUUGGCGUAUUUCAGGAGGUCGGCUUGUCCCUGUGGUGAAAGACGAAUGAGACAGUGUGAGCGGGGCCGCGGCGCGCGGCCACACGGCAGGGGGCGUCCGCUGGCGCGGAGACGUUUGAGGCCUCAAGAGGGUGCGUUCAUUUCUGAGCGCGCUGACUCCAACUAGGUCAGUUUAACACAACGACAAAAGUGAGCUCUCGCAGUUCUCGACAGCAGACUCCCAGCGUGCUGCCCGUUCAGCCCUCUCCACUUUCUGGGGUAUUUGAUUUUUACAUGCGUGGAAUCAAGCAGUUAUAUUUUUCUUCAGCUUCCUUUAUUUUUUUUCCACCAAAAGUCACGUCUCGGCAAUCUUUCCAUGUCAGUAUAUACAGAUCUACCAUAGGCUGACAGAAUUUUUAAAAUUCUCCAGAUGGUCUCGGGUGAUUAAGGUGGUAAUAACAAGAGUUCUCUAUCUGCUUGAGUCUUACAUUUCUCAUGUUCAGACAAGUUAUCACAACAUUGUCAACAGCCCAGACCGUUGUCCAGCGGCGACACCAAGGACCCUUACAUGUGACAAAGCCAGGCCUGGGAGCCCCCUCACUCCUACGCUGCCCUGCGCGCCUGCAGCUCCAGGGCCCCGGACCUGGCACUGGGACGAGGCUGAGCAGAGAAGGGUCUGAGGCUGAGAGGGCGCUCACUGCGGCAGCGUUCACUCCCGUCGCUUCAGAGCCCAUCGGAAGAGCAAAGGCCACUGAAAAUGCCGUCGCCCACCCACGACCCAGGGGCUCUGGAUUUGGACACACCGACCACGCUGGCUUGGCAGUGUUUUCAUUUGAGAAACUGAAACGCUAUUUGGUUUCACACAUUCUGCUUCCAGUUUUAUAACUAAUUCCAUUUUCUUUGUACCCUGAAAGACUUACAACAACCUUACAGGUCAAAUAUUUAAGGUUCUCAUUUAGAAAAUAAUCUUUAGACGAUGUAGCUGAAGGCAGGGCUCUUGCUGACUGCUGCUCAACCGGGGCUGGGGCAGAGGCUGGAGCAGCCGGGAAAGGAAUGGCCUCAGCAGGCGCAAAGUACCGGAGCCAGCAGCCGCCCAGCAGCAGCGGGCCCGUCAACAAGCUUACCGUGUGACCGCAAAAGAUGUCCUCGUUAUUAAUAAAAG